Bolinopsis microptera is the source of this 1318-nucleotide messenger RNA. Its product is annotated as protein YIPF6-like. Gene Ontology annotation, cellular component: trans-Golgi network; membrane. Lineage: Eukaryota; Metazoa; Ctenophora; Tentaculata; Lobata; Bolinopsidae. Gene Ontology annotation, biological process: endoplasmic reticulum to Golgi vesicle-mediated transport. The coding region runs from base 50 to 649 and encodes 199 amino acids. The record is from RefSeq and is a predicted model, not a curated record. The transcript has 5 exons.
GUCUGGUCCGGAGUACACGAGCCUACCAGCAACAGAUGUGGACAACAACAUGAGUGGCAACAUAUUCGUUCCUAACACACCCGGCUCAGAUGAGAACACACUGGAUGAACCCAUAUCCACUACAUUGAUGAGGGAUAUAAAAGCGGUGGGCAGCAAGUUUUACCACGUGAUAAUACCACGUGACGGGAGUCUGUUACUCAAUGAUUGGGACCUGUGGGGACCUCUCAUACUCUGCACUCUUCUUGCUAUCAUUCUCCAAGGACACAGUGAUGGUAAACAUGACGGUGGUCCACAGUUCGCACAAGUAUUUGUCAUCAUCUGGGUGGGAGCGGGGGUAGUUACACUCAACUCUAAACUCCUGGAUGGCAGACUGUCCUUUUUCCAGAGUAUAUGUGUACUGGGUUACUGUGUGUUUCCCCUUGCAGUGGGAGCAGUUUUAGUAAAGAUGUUCAGUUUGUUUGGUCUAAAGAAAGGACUUAUUGCGUUCAUUGUGGACUUUGUGGUUGUUGGCCUGGCUUUUGUAUGGGCCAUGUUUGCGGCUGUAUGUUUUCUGAAACCGACCAAUAACCCGGGAAAGAAGAUAAUAUCAACCUAUCCAGUGGGACUCUUUUACUUUGUCAUAGCUUGGCUUGUCAUUUCUCAGCCUUGACUUGGUCUUCAGAUCUAUAUUUGAAUCAGUUUCUUUUUCUAACUAACAGGGAUUUGAUAAGUAUAAUGAGGUGCAUGAUUAAUGUAGAAUUCUGCUGAGGUUAUUUCGACAUGUUUACAGUGGAGUUAGUGGUAUGGUGGCUGAUGGUACUAGGGGUAAACUAUUUGAUCGAGUAUUUGUAAUGAUUUGUUUGCUGCGCAAUAACUUAUUAACUUAGUAACUUUAGUUGCAAUUUGAUGAUCAUCGUGGCUUUGGUGUACCAUUUUACAAAUUAGAAGCUGCAAUCUUUUGGUCGCUCCAUUUCUAUUUUGACGUGAUGUGCAACGAUUUCUCGUCAUACAGUCUUAUUGAGUAACCCCAAACGCGGAAACUACAAGGAAGAACAUGGCUAAGUUAUUAUUAAGCUGCAGUUUUCAUGAUUUUAAAAAUUGAUUACAUAAUUGAGCAUUGAAUAAAGAACCUGCUUAAUUUGUAAAUCUUCCUCUUACUGUCUGGAAAUUAAUAUAAAUUGGACAUAACAGGUUUUUUGUCGUUUUGAAAGUUUGUCUUUCAUUGUUGGCUCGAAAUAUGUAAAUUAAGAGUACUGUUUUAAAUUUCGAAAUGUUAUUCUGUGAUCUGUAAAUUAUUUUUAUCAAAUUAUUCAUUAGCUUGUUUGCAAUGAACAUACUA